AUGGUCGGCCUCAAAAGGCGAGGCACUGCCGUCGCGCCGGACACACCUCGCUCCCCCCAUCCUCGCAGCACGGCGGCGGCGGCUGCGGCGGUCGCGGGGGGCGGGCCCGCGGGCGGCGGCGGGGGCGGCGGCGGCGACGGCAAGGCGGCGCUGGCGUUCAUGACUCUUGACGCGCGCUACUUUCCUGAGGAGCUGUACACAGAGAAGGACAAGAGGCAGGCCGCCCGGGGCGCCGCGUCCGCCGACCUCUUCCGCGCAGCCGGCGGUGGCGGCGACGCGCGCCUGGCUCAGUACCUCGACGCGCGCGCGGACGCGGAGGCGCGGCAGGAGGCGGCGGGCGGCGGUGGCGGCGCAGCGGAGGAGGAGGAGGACCCGGGGGUCGGGGCUGACGUGGAGGACACGGACGAGAUGCCCGAGGAGGAUGACUACUACCAGGGGGAGCACUUCGAUGAUGACGAGGGGUACGGCGACGACGACGGCGGCGGCGGCGGGGAUGAGGGCGGUUACUAUUGA
Monoraphidium neglectum is the source of this 513-nucleotide messenger RNA. RefSeq lists its product as hypothetical. The record is from RefSeq and is a predicted model, not a curated record. Lineage: Eukaryota; Viridiplantae; Chlorophyta; Chlorophyceae; Sphaeropleales; Selenastraceae. The transcript has 3 exons. The coding region runs from base 1 to 513 and encodes 170 amino acids.